AUGUGUGCUUCUGACGGUUGUCUGUUAUGUGGUGUGGUUUCUGGUUUUUCUAUCAUGUGGUGUGGGUUUCUGACUGUUAUCUACCAUGUGGAUCUAAGAGAUUCCAUUAAAAAGAAAAGUGAUACUGCUGCUGAGUUGGACAGAUUACAGAAUAUGAUUGAAAAAAGUAAAGAUAGCUUAAAUGAGUGUCUGACACAGGAACGAAAGAAACAAGAUGAUUUACACAAGUUAUUGAAAGAUAUAGAUGAGAGUCGUAUGGAAUUAGAUGAGAAAAAGAGAUCAUUACAGCGUAUACAUGCUGAAAUAGAACGUGAAGAACAUAAACAGAAUAGGUUAAUUGCCAGUCUAAAUAUAGAGUUGGAGACGAUGAAUGGUGACAUACAGGCAAAAAGAGAUGAACUGGAACAAACUGUCUGUAAAUUCAAUAAUGUCAGACGAGAUAUGGAUAAAUUACAACUUGCAAAAAAAAAAUAUGAAUCAAUAGAAGACAAAGUGGGAAUCCUCAGUGACCAGGUGAUUACAUUGGAGAACGCUGUGAAGGAGAGAGAGGAAGAAAAGAGUCGGUUGGCAGAGACACUCAACUACACACACAGUGAAAUCAAAUCACUCAGAAAUGACAAGCAGGAAUGUGAGCGACAGAUUGCUGAAUUGAAAAUGGAAUUAAUAUCAGCCAGAGAACAGAUACAAAAAACUUAUACGGACUUUGAUAGUGAAAGAAAAGCUUUAUGCAGUGAAAUAGAGGAAUUAGAAAGUAAAGCUCAAGACCAUUGUGCCAGAGCUAAUAGACUGAGUGAAGAAAUCAAUGCUAUUAGACGAGAUUAUAUUGCAGUGAAAAAACAGUUGAGAUCACAAGUUGAGCUUGAUGAGAGAGAGAAAAGACUGGAAUGUUCCAUCCUAGGACUGAAAGCAGAUAUUAGAAAUGAAGUGCAGGAUGGUUUACAAAAUUUAGAAUUGUCAAGAAUGGAAGUAUUGGGAGAAUUGGAACAGUUGCACAGUCAGAAAGAACACUUGAAUAAACACCUAGAUGCUGUACAUCAGAAUCUAUUUGCAACAAAACUUGAAAGCAUUGUUGAAAGAGAUACAGAUCCACAAAGGGCACAUUCCACAGCCUUGGAUGAUUUAUCAUGGAGAAGUGAAGCCAUGCAUGAGAGACUUGCACAAGAACAAGAUCAACUGAAGUUGAGACUGAGACAACGUUUUUCUCACAAAGCUGACUUACUGGAAGACAUUAGGAAGAAGUCUGAAUCAACUUUACAGAAUUUAAAGAAAAAAUUGGAGAACCUUGAAGACCUUGUUACAACAAAUAGCAGAUCGUACUCUUCCAUGACUAAUGGUAGUUUUAAUGGGACACUAAGAGAUAGUGAUUACUUCACAAGGUCACAAGGCAUAUCUGGUUUUAAACAUACUGGAAAAUCUGCCAAUGGUGAUGUUCUCAUGGAUGGUAAAACAAGAUCCUGGAUUACCACAUCUCCAAGUGAAUUAAUAAUGCCAUCUUUCCAUGAAUUGCAGAGUCAGGAUGAGAUACUACAUCAGGAUCUUUCAUCAAGUCCUUCUACAUCUCCAUCAAUGAGAAGACAUGGCUACACAGCUAAACGACCAAAUCGAUCUAGAUCAGCUGAAAGAUUGUCUCCUACUACUGACAGUCAUAUGGAUGAGAGGCUAAAAGAAGGAAGUAAUUCUGCAGAUCAGAGAAUGAAGCUAUUUAUGGAGUCUGUAAGCGAUAUUGGAAGAAAUGAACAUUUAGAUGGAAAGUCAACCAAUGGGAGUGGACCAGAACAUUAAUUGAAAUAUGCAAUUGAUUCUGUACUGUAAAUAAAAUUCAUUUGAGUUAUAUGCAAUUAAGUUUUCCAUUUGGCAUAUGUAAAUUAGAUUGUAUUAUAUGCAAAUGAGAUAUAACAAUCAGUACAAAGAAAAUAUUGUUUGUACAUGUAGCAUGCAAGUCCGAUUUAGUUGCUUGUAUAUGGAAAUAAAUUGUAGCUAGCAUAUGUAAAUUAGAUUGAGAUUAUAAGUUUAAUGAUAUUUAUGAGUUCUCUGUUGCUGACAGUGCAUGCUCUAUUGCAAGAAGUGAGGCAUUUUUGGAUCAUUCAUUCAAUUGGCUACUAUUUUUCAUGGAAUUUGGAGUCGUUCAUGAUCUUGAAGUAAACAAACCCAUGUUUGUACUUAUAUAUUUAUAAACCCAACUGUUUCUUUUGAAAUCAGUCUCAUUUUAAUUCAAAUGAGACGAUUCAAAUGGCCCGCACCAUUCCCCAUUAUGCAAAGUGAUGUGCUAAUGCAUAAAUUGAACAGCCAAUGUCACUGCUUGAGCUCGUACAAUGUGUAACUUCCAUUUGAGUUUAUUUUUUGCGUUUAUAAAUAAUUUAUAACAUAGAUGGCUUUGUUUACUAGUGUAUCUUCAAAUUUAUUUUUGUAUAUUUGUCUUGCUUCAUCAGUUUGUAUGUCAAAAUGUUUUAAAUCUUACUAUCUAUUAAAUGAAUAUCUGAGAUAGUCAAAAUUCAAUGUACAACUGUGUAUCCACAAUGCGCUCCGACCUUUGAUGAUGCACUCUGCAUAUCGAUGAUACGCUCUGCCUUUUGAUGAUGCACUCAUCAUCUGUGCAGAUAAUUGUAAAUGAUCAACUUUAUAUUUUAAAAGUUAAAAAAAAAUAUAAAAUAACUAGCAGUAUUGUACCAGAUGAGCAAAUCACAAUUUUUUUAUAUUAAACUAAACAACUUCACUUGUUAUGACAUAAAAUGUUGACCGAUUUGUUAUAUUCUGCCAUAUAUAUAUUGUAUUUUUAUAUCGUGUUUUUAACUGAUUUUACUUGGCAGAAAAAUGGAUUGCCACAAUGAAAUGAAAUAAGUAAAUAUUCCUCUAUUUUUUUUAAUUUCUGGUUGCUGGUCAUAUAAUUAUAUUCAAUAUUGUAACUAUAUUGAAGAAAAGAAGGACAAAUAGUAGUUAUGCGAUAGGUUGAUUGGUUAAUCACAUUUAAACACAAAUUGUGCCUUGAUCAUCCUGUGAUAAGUUCUACGUGCCGUUAUCACAUGUUUUUAAAAUAAUUUAAAUGAAAGUUGUACCUCAAGCUAAUGAUAAGUUCAAUCCUAUCACAUGUUUCUGAAAUAAUUUGAACAUAACUGUAUGUGUAUGAUGUUUUAUGAAGAUUUUUUGGUUCAUUCAUAGAUUUUAAUGAGUUGCCAAAAAAAAUAUUUUUUUAAUACAAUGUAACCUUUAUAACACACAUUUAAUAAGACUUUGUUUUAUAUUGUAACUGGAUGGCAAUGGCUUUUUCAACAUUGCUUUUUGUAUCAUUUAUGUCACUGUUUUAGUUAUUUUUGUGUAUUUAUAACUUUGUAUAAAUAUUAUGUAAUUAUUUACAUCAUGUAUGAAUGAAGGACAUUGAAUAAAAAAUAUCACGAAUUGA
Messenger RNA from Saccoglossus kowalevskii, 3397 nucleotides. RefSeq names its product centriolin-like. NCBI's taxonomy places the organism in Eukaryota, Metazoa, Hemichordata, Enteropneusta, Harrimaniidae. Gene Ontology annotation, molecular function: protein binding. The record is from RefSeq and is a predicted model, not a curated record.